Nematostella vectensis (starlet sea anemone) is the source of this 1559-nucleotide messenger RNA. RefSeq names its product lactadherin. The transcript is spliced from 3 exons. The record is from RefSeq and is a predicted model, not a curated record. The coding region runs from base 234 to 1013 and encodes 259 amino acids. NCBI's taxonomy places the organism in Eukaryota, Metazoa, Cnidaria, Anthozoa, Actiniaria, Edwardsiidae.
GUCAAACCCCUCCCAAAGCUUGUGUCUGACUACGCGCUAUUCCCAAACGAGACAAGGAUUUUGGGUUCGUCGAGGUAAUACGCAUUAACGAAUUUGGCUGUAAUUAUCUUAAGUAUUCUCAUAAAAGGAAAAUUGGAUCAUCUCCCAGCAUGUUACCAUUCUUUUAACAGAAAAUGCAUUCAAUCAUGUAAGUCACUUUACUCAAAACAUAGGACGGAACAGAGCUAAGAGACAUGCUUUUCUUUCUUUGCAUCUUCGUAUUUCCUCUCACAUCGGCAAUUCAGAAAACAAGGAACUCCAUGUUUGGCCACCACCUCCUUGCAUCUCACUAUGACGAGACAGACGUUGGGGAACUUUGGGAAUGCUACAAACUCUGCUAUGACGACAAAGAAAACUGCGCCAGCAUCAACUACGACAUGAAAAAUGGGAGAUGCAAACGCAUGGAGGCGACACUCGCAAACCUGCCUCAUGGACUCGUGAAACUGGAAAACUCAGUUUACGCGGAUAUAAGAGAUGGUAAAGGUUGUGCUAACAAACCCCACCCCCUGGGGAUGGAAGAUGGCAGCAUUCAAAACACAAGUAUCACGGCUUCGUCACAUUGGAUUGAACCGGGUCACAACCCUCACCACGCGCGUUUAAAUAAUCAGCCAGUGGGUGGACAGCACAUAGGCGCAUGGGCAGCCAAGUAUAAUCAAAAAGGCGAGUACCUAGAGGUGGACCUGGGCCAAGUCACGUGGAUUACCCAUGUAGCAACGCAGGGGCGCCCGAAAGAAACAGGUUCUAUCCAUUGGGUGACCGAGUACAGUGUGGAGUACAGUCUGACGGGAGAUCAGUGGCAGAGUUACCAAGACGGGAAUGGUGUGAUUAAGGUGUUCCCUGGCAACUCAGAUCAGACCACUGUGGUGAAGAACGAGUUCUCCCCUGUCAUCAAGGCGCGUUACGUCAGGAUUGUAGCACAUGCUUGGUAUGGUCAUAUCGCUAUGAGAGCGGAGUUUUACGGAUGUGCAGCUUGACUUAGUUAGGUAUCUUUGCAUUGGACUUUAUAUUUUGAGAGGAAUUAAUUCCCAUUUGAUUAGUGGCCUUUCUUGGUAAAUCUUUUAGAUGUGGCUACUCUUAGAUGCGGGUGAAAUAUGGAAUGUGAUAUUCUCCUUAAAAUGAAAAAGCCCAAUAAAGGCGUUUCGAAGGUAACCCACGUAUAUGACUGUUGCAAAGUAGUUGCUACACGAGUCCAGCUCACCCGCAACACGAUUGUAGAAUUAAAUAGAAACACUGUAUUUACUUGAAAGCUUUUAUUCGAGCUCGAGAUUGUAAAAGUUUACAUGCUAAAAAAGGAUUUCAAAGAAAGAACCCGCUUUAGAAACAGUAUUCGCACUGAUUUUGAUAGAUAGAAAUAAUGGUGAAUUAUUCACGUCAAUGUUAGCGAUCAGUGAAGAACACACAGAAAAAAAACACAACCCUUAGCUUGUACAUGCCACACUAUUAAUGAGUGCGGCCGAUAUUAAUCUUCGCACUUGUACACAUAAUGAAUUAGAGGUUCAAAUAAAAGAAAAUUUAGACAC